Molecule: messenger RNA, 1369 nt
Organism: Rosa rugosa (rugosa rose)
Lineage: Eukaryota; Viridiplantae; Streptophyta; Magnoliopsida; Rosales; Rosaceae
Product: transcription factor MYB14-like
Exons: 4
Coding region: 244-1032 (262 amino acids)
Source: RefSeq, a predicted model, not a curated record
UCCUGGAAAUUGCUUUUGCUUUUGACUAGAGCGAGAUUCUUUCUCAUUUGUCUUUGGUCUGCAUUCAAACAACUUUUGAAUAGUGCAAGGAUCUUCGACCAAAAAAAAAAAGAAGAGAGGCAGGAUAAAUAGCCAGCCAAGCCCUCAAAAAAUAUUGAGCUGAAACUCAAACGAAGCACUAUCUCAUCGUUUGGAAUAGAGUAAAAUAGUUCUUCAUUCCUUCUUUCACUCAAACCAGAAAACAUGGUGAGAGCUCCUUGCUGCGAGAAAAUGGGGUUGAAGAAGGGGCCAUGGACUACUGAAGAAGACCAGAUUCUCAUCUCCUACAUCCAAAAUUACGGUCAUGGAAAUUGGCGAGCUCUGCCCAAGCAUGCUGGCUUGUUGAGAUGUGGGAAGAGCUGCAGACUCCGGUGGAUAAACUAUCUGCGGCCGGAUAUCAAGAGAGGAAACUUCACUAGAGAAGAAGAAGAUGCCAUCAUCAAUCUGCAUGAAAUGCUUGGUAACAGAUGGUCAGCAAUUGCUGCAAGAUUACCAGGAAGAACUGAUAAUGAAAUAAAAAAUGUAUGGCAUACCCACUUGAAGAAGAGACUACUCAAACAUAAUAACACCACAUCACCAACAUGUAGCACUUCGAAUCUCACAAGCCAAUAUGCGGAGCCAGAAGAUGUGAAUUUUGAGAGUCCAACAAGUCAUGCAUCAAUGUCACCACAACCAAGUUCUAGUGAUGAUUUUUCAUCAGUCACUGAAACCUCGGCCGCAACCGGUCAGAACAUGAUCAAAGAUGAAAAGAUCGAGUUCGAUGCAACCGUCCUCGAAAUCGAUGACAGUUUCUGGUCAGAGGCACUUUCAGCUGACAAUUGCGGCGACAACCCAUUAGAGUUUUUGGAGGGCACAAAUGAUCAAGCACAACCCCAACUUCUACUCCCUUCAAACAUUGAUGAUGGCAUGGACUUUUGGACAAAAAGUUGUCACCUUGUCCAAAAGCUUGAGUUUGAUGCACUGACGAAGAAGCUACAGAUCGAGGACAUAUAGUCUACAAAAGACUGAAAAGAAUAAAGGGAGAGACAUAAAUACUUGAGAAAAGUUUUGUAUAAGUAUGGAGCUAGUUAGAUUUGAGUGAUUCUGGUGAUAAUUCUCCUCCGAUCCUGCAUUUUCUAAGCUUUCCAUCAAGCAAUCAAGUUUAUUGUUCUCUAGAUUAGUACGGUCAUCUAGAUUAUGUAACGAUGACGAUAAAGACAAAGAAAAUGAUGUAAUUGAGUUUUAUGUUUUCUACCAAAUGCAUCAAAUCUUAUGUAAUUUUAGUAUCUGUAAUUUUACGUGCACCAAUUGGUUUUGCAACAAUUUGUUUGAUCAUGCUCUAGUUAUGAAA